Molecule: messenger RNA, 928 nt
Organism: Ilyonectria robusta
Lineage: Eukaryota; Fungi; Ascomycota; Sordariomycetes; Hypocreales; Nectriaceae
Exons: 1
Coding region: 79-609 (176 amino acids)
Source: RefSeq, a predicted model, not a curated record
CGCCGCUCCGGAACCGAACCCCGGAACCUAAAUCCGAAAGGGGAAAGUGCCGGAGGUUGAAAGUUAGCCGUCGCCGAGAUGCCACGAGAACGAACCCUUGUCGUAUUGGCGCCGUAUUUCGCAUUUGGAGUGGUGGCCAACCAGGGAGUUUUCGCGACCCGGGAAAACUGGAGAUUUCGGGACACGGCCUGGCAACGAGGCAGUGCUACGCGCUGGUCACUUCAUUUGGAAUGGAUGUGCUUCUUCUUGUUGACGUUCACAUUGGUUUCGAACUUUGCAAUUUCCAAUCAGGCACCAUGGUGCGGGACGGUACCUGAGCGGCCUCAAACUCGGUUAUGUCGUGUCGUUCCGGAUGCAGAUACGACGAUACGGACCACAGAUAGGCGAAUAUGUGGCCAGGGUGUCCUUGUGGCGCCCAGUUGGGUUAAUGGACGACUGUACCCCCAAAGAUUAGGCAACCGACAAAAAUGCACCAGACACGGGAGGAUGCAAGGUUCAGAGAGGGAUGGGCUCAGCCCUGGAUCAGCAUGUGUAUCAGAAAGUGGUGUUGUGAUUGGCACGCACAGGCCAUAUGAAGAAACCCGAGCAAUACGGAAUGCCCCAUGGUGAUCAUUUUAGCGACCUCCAUGCAGGCGGGGAACUAGAAGAAUUUACACAAAGACAGGGGGUCUUGGCUCGGAGUUCGGGCGGUCAUCUAGCCGACGCUGCAAAUGGUUAUCGAUUCGAGCAGACUACUGGAUGCGAGGGACAUGGAUGGAUGCCCUGAGAUCGAUGCUGUCGACAAGGGGUUGAUUGCGAGAAAAAGAGGGUAACAAGAAAAAAGUAAGCAAUAGAGUGAUUAUGCCUGGGCUGAAUACGAAAAUGCAAAAUAAGAAGAUGAUACAGAAUGACGAGAGGCUGAGCACGAGGCGCGAGUAUUACACAUGCC